This is a messenger RNA of Parnassius apollo (apollo), 819 nucleotides long. Lineage: Eukaryota; Metazoa; Arthropoda; Insecta; Lepidoptera; Papilionidae. The record is from the annotation of a GenBank genome assembly.
AUGUCUUAUCCUAUUGAUUAUUUAAAGCAGGGAGGGAGGUUUUAUUUAUGUUGGUUGGCAGAUACGUGCCCGCUGCGAUUUACGACUAUUAGUCGCAGGCAGUUGUACUCUCAGGAUAUUCGAAAAAUAUGUGAUGAUUUACUAGAAGUUACGACAAAUGAGUCCAGUGAUCCGGCAGCAAGAUUUUCUCUGCGCUUAAGUUCCCAGUUGCUUAGGGGCCUGGUGAGACUUUAUCAAAGGAAAGUUACUGUUCUACUAGGGGAUCUCUGCAUGAUUAACGCCACUAUUUUAGAAAAAACAAAUAAAAAAUGGAUAUUACAUGACGCACCCAUAUAUACGGAGAAUGUCCAGCGUCCGAGACUUCAAAUAAUACUACAAGAGGAGCCAGCAAAUGUUGAAGAUGAAGAAGACGAAGAAAAUGUUGAAGAAUUAUUACGGAAUAGCAAAAAUGUAGUUGCUAACAUUGACGAGAUAACGCUUAAGGAACCGACCAUGCCUGAAAUUAUGUUGCUAAAUGAUGAUUUCGGCGAGCUUCACAUUGAUCAUCAGAUCGCUGAUCGUACGAUGGAGCUGAUGAUGCAAGGCGACGUGUCUGCGAUAGAUCAUAGCGUGUUCGACCUUCCCGCAGACUUCUCCGCCGAGAAGUCGCACGACAAGUCUGAGCCAGCCACUCACGACGCGCAGAUGGAAACUACAUCGGAGCACGAUGUCGCCAUGUAUCGCAAGUCCGUUGGAACCGAGCUCGUUGCAGUUGGCGAUUUUGAAAAAGGCAUGUAUGAAAUUUACAGCGUUAAUGUGAUAUUGAAAACAUUUUUUUAA